AUGCGGAAGGAAAUCGCGGAUCUUCGUUCUCAAAACGCGGCCAUGAAAGCACAAAUAACUGAUCUAAUACAAGAGGUUGAUGGAGCAAAAACAUCAACACAAUAUAUCUCAGAUCAGUAUGAUGACUACGCGAAACGUCUCAGCCGCAUAGAAAAGCAGCCCUUGGAUAAUAGCGCAAUCAAAAACUUGGAGUCCAAAAUUGAUAACUUAGAACAGCAUGCUAGACAAUGCAAUAUAGAAAUAGCGAAUAUGCCAGAAAAACGUGGUGAAAACCUUGUUAUGCUUUUGGAGGACAUCGGCAAGAACAUUGACUUGACUAUUCCACGAGAUGAAAUCGUAUCUAUACAUCGCGUCCCACACGCUGCUGUACUAGCCAAUGAUAGACCCAAAAAUGUUAUCGCGAAGUUGAAAACACGCAGUUUGCGGGAUAAUAUACUUAGUGCUUUCCGCUUAAAGAAAGGUCUUUCAUCCACUCAACUGGGCAUCUCUGGACCAACUCGAGUUAUUUAUGUUAACGAACACCUUACCCUUCAAAAGAAACUGCUUCUUCGUGAAACUCGUGAAGAAGCUAAGAAGCACGGUUUUAAGUACGUAUGGGUUAGGCACGCUACAAUACUUGUAAAAAAAACUGAUACAUGUGCUGCCUUAGCCAUAAAAUCGAGUAACGACUUAUUGAAAAUGAAGGCUAACUAA
This is a messenger RNA of Trichoplusia ni (cabbage looper), 693 nucleotides long. RefSeq lists its product as uncharacterized. Lineage: Eukaryota; Metazoa; Arthropoda; Insecta; Lepidoptera; Noctuidae. The record is from RefSeq and is a predicted model, not a curated record. The coding region runs from base 1 to 693 and encodes 230 amino acids. The transcript has a single exon.